Messenger RNA from Triplophysa dalaica, 2043 nucleotides. RefSeq lists its product as uncharacterized. Gene Ontology annotation, molecular function: tumor necrosis factor receptor binding. Gene Ontology annotation, biological process: immune response. Lineage: Eukaryota; Metazoa; Chordata; Actinopteri; Cypriniformes; Nemacheilidae. The record is from RefSeq and is a predicted model, not a curated record. The transcript has 3 exons. Gene Ontology annotation, cellular component: membrane. The coding region runs from base 337 to 1005 and encodes 222 amino acids.
UAAAAGUGAAACAAAAAUAGCCGCGUGAGGGGACGAUAAUGGGACGGUAUGGUGCAUGUAGGACGAUAUUCCACGAAUCGUUGGAGAAAUUCACACUUCAACUCGCUCUUUUCGCUUUCCGUCUCCGCUUGCGCAAGAACAGAAGCGGAAAGUCUGUCGUUUUUUCGUCUCUCGCGCUCGUGGGCGGGAGGAGGAAACGUGGGAAACCCGCUAGUUCCUCCCUAUAGACAGGACUUUAAAACCUCCCUCCUCAUGAUGUCUACCUUCAGAUAGACGCAAACUCUCGUGGAUAUAAUCACCUCGCGCUGCUGCUGGAUAACAACACCGCUUCUGGAUAUGUCCGCGUCCGCAGAUGUCGAGAGUCAGUCCGCUGCGCGUCCCCGCGGCAGAUGUCUGGACACCUUUCUCAUCACGUCCGUGGUCGCGCUCUUCGUCAUGUUCCUCGCUGGACUCGGUGGCGCGCUGCUGUUCGCAAAACACCUCGAGAGCCAAAUGAACGCGCGCAGGACACCGAAGAGCUCCGGCCAAGUCGGGGACAUACUCUCCGAAAACUCCUAUAAGGGACAGAACUUUGCAUACCUGAGAGCCACUGACAGUAAACUGAAGAACGGCACUAUGACGUGGGAGCCUAUCGAAUAUGGAGAUAGUCAAUCCGUGGGCGCUCUGUACGACUAUAACAAUCAACAGAGUGUUCUGAAAGUGGCCGCCAGCGGAAGUUACUUCCUCUACGUCCAGCUGAACUUUUCCUGCAUGCACAAGUGUCCAGAGGAUCGCUUCACUGUCAAGUUUAAGGAUCAAAAUGCUAACACACGACUGACCUGCUCGGUGACCCUGCCAAACGGAACGCAACCGGUCAGCCAUACGUGUUGGAGUGUGCUCACCCUUUCAGAAAAGGAUAGUCGCCUGCUGGCCGGAUCAGAGUUCACAGAGUUUUUUGAAACGUCAGUCAACUGGAAACUGGAGCUGAACGAUUCCGGAUUCGGGAUGUUUCGGGUUGACGGAUAAAAGCCAGAUGAAAGGUCACUGCGGAUGAGCGUGAGGAACUGAGCUGACUUUAGAGUUACCGUGCCCUCUCGACCUUCAUCCACACUCAUGCUAUCUCAAGACUCUAUUUUAAUGCUCUGUCAAGCAGGUCUAUCAAAGUUGGCGCUCGCAAAGCUGUGAGGAACAGAACAUUUGGAUCGGAUUGGCCGUCCACUGUAUGUUUAUUGAAUGCAUAUUUGGACUCACCGGAUGACAACUACCAAUAGGACUGAAGACAUGAAAUAUGCGAUUAUUAUUAUUACGCAACAUUUUAUGACCAAUUCCACAUGUAAACAUGGGCCAAGUUUGCACAUUCUGCGUUGACCUGCUGACAACCAACCAAAUGGAUAAGCCAUGAUUCAUAAGCACUAUUUAUAACUGAAAUAUAUUUAUAUGUGUUUUACAUAAUUGUAAUAUUUAUGCUCUGUUUUGUUUCUACUGUAUAUAUGGCUCAUAAAUGUGUUUAUGUUUACGUUGUACAUGUUAAAUAUUGUAGAUAUCACUACAUGUAACCCUGAUACCACACAUACAUCUGGGAGACGUCUGCAAGACGUGGUUUUGUAUUGUUUGCUCAUCUGCACUACGUCUCGGAGACGCCUGCUGUCAGACGUCAUAUAGGCUUCUAGAAGACAUCUGUAAGAUGUUUAUGAUGAAGAAUGUAGGUACAACUGCGUUUUCUAACACGUUCAGCAGAUGUUCCACAUAGCGACGUCUCACAGGUGUACCUAUGCUAUGUGUGAAGCGGUAUGUUUAAGGUCAAACGUGACAAUGAUGAUCGAUUGACUAAUUCUCCUGUUCACAGACGACUGCGUCACUGUAUGUCGAUGUUUAUUACACACAACACUUAGAAGCCAUGUGUGUUUUGUUCAGUCUGUGAUGUGACACACACUUUGUGUUCUGCUGUUUGUUGUGAAGUGAAUGCUUUCAAACUCAGGAACUCUACAGAUGAAUGUAUCAAUGAUGACAGCACUGAAAUGCUUUAUUUAAUAUUUAAUAAAAUGCAAAAUAUUUGUCAAUGUA